Arabidopsis thaliana (thale cress) is the source of this 337-nucleotide messenger RNA. It is a transcript of the gene LCR83, whose product is annotated as low-molecular-weight cysteine-rich 83. The coding region runs from base 47 to 295 and encodes 82 amino acids. Gene Ontology annotation, cellular component: extracellular region. The transcript has 2 exons. Lineage: Eukaryota; Viridiplantae; Streptophyta; Magnoliopsida; Brassicales; Brassicaceae. The record is from RefSeq and is marked reviewed.
CAAGAUUUAGUUAAAGGAUUUGAAAGUGUGUAAGAAAUUGAAUUGUAUGAAGAUGGAAUCCUCAAAAAUGUUGGUUGUAUUCACCCUCAUGGUUCUCAUCGCAGUCUCCUCCGAUCUAGUCUCCGGUAAUUUUGCAUCCGGGGAGGCUUCGAGUCAACUGUGCUUCAAUCCUUGCACUCCUCAACUUGGCAAUAACGAGUGCAAUACGAUUUGUAUGAACAAGAAAUACAAAGAAGGUUCUUGUGUUGGUUUUGGAAUUCCCCCUACUUCCAAAUAUUGUUGCUGUAAAACUUAAAUAGUUAUUAAUUAGAGUUUGAACGAUAAUAAUAUUGAUAUG